Suillus discolor is the source of this 1035-nucleotide messenger RNA. Its product is annotated as cytochrome P450. The transcript is spliced from 11 exons. The coding region runs from base 1 to 1035 and encodes 344 amino acids. Lineage: Eukaryota; Fungi; Basidiomycota; Agaricomycetes; Boletales; Suillaceae. Gene Ontology annotation, molecular function: iron ion binding; heme binding; oxidoreductase activity, acting on paired donors, with incorporation or reduction of molecular oxygen. The record is from RefSeq and is a predicted model, not a curated record.
AUGGAUAAAGAGGGAGCAAAUCUUGCCGACCGCACAUUAUCUGAUGGGUUGAAAAUGGUCCUUGCGGGCAGUGGUGAGAGAUUGCGUCUGCUGCGCAGGGUCUUGCAUGCAGGCUUGCAACCCAAGGUUGCGGAGACCUAUGAGCCCAUCCAGACCAGUCACGCGAAGAAUCUGGUUCUGGAUAUCUUAAAUGAUCUAAAGAACCACCAAGGUCAUGCCAUGCGGCUGAGUCAGUUGAAGGCAUGGCACCAAGAUGAUCUGGCUCUUUUUAACGGGCAGUCGGAUGCGGUGCGAAGACACAUGCGUGAAGGGACUGCGAGGCCAUCAUUUGCAAGGUUCAUUUUAGAGCACCAGAAACAAUAUCAGUUCGAAGACAAGGAACUGGGAUAUAUUGCAGGAGGAAUACUAUCCGCAAUUACAAUUAUGAUAAUGGCUACUACCACUCACACGGAUGAACAGGCUCACCUACAAGAGAAACUUGAUGAAGUCGUGAGGCGUAUGCGGCUGCCGACAUUUAAUGAUCAGAAAAUGUUGCCACAGGUUACUGCGUUCAUGCUUGAGAGUUUCAGGUGGAGACCUGUCAACCUUGGAGGCUUUGGGCAUCGUGCGACUAAGGACAUAAUUUGGAGAGACCACCUCAUUCCGGCAGGUGCGACUGUUAUUGUGAAUCAUUGGGCUAUCGCAAACGAUCCUGAGGUCUUCCCAGAACCGCACAAGUUUAACCCUCAGCGUUGGAUUGACGAUGCAGGUCUUGUGCGCGAUGAUCUCAGGUUUUUCGCUUUUGGUUUUGGCCGCCGUCUGUCCCGGUCAGCACGUCAGGAAUCGGUCCCUCUUUAUCACCUUACCACGGCUCUUAUUCUCUGGGCUUUUCGCCUUUCUGAGAAUCCUGCAGCGAAGAUUGAUACGCUUGCUUUCUCGGAUACUGCAAACAUAUAUGCUGCUCCGUUCGAGAUAUGUGUGCAGAAGAGGAUCAAUGAGAAUGUCAUCAGGAAACUGAAGAUAGGGAGAGGGAAAUUGAUGGACCUUCAGCGGUGA